This is a messenger RNA of Batrachochytrium dendrobatidis JAM81, 732 nucleotides long. RefSeq lists its product as uncharacterized. Bases 1 to 732 code for a protein of 243 amino acids. The record is from RefSeq and is a predicted model, not a curated record. The transcript has a single exon. Lineage: Eukaryota; Fungi; Chytridiomycota; Chytridiomycetes; Rhizophydiales.
AUGGAUCAACCCGAUCCAAAUACUCCUAAUCAAGGUCAACAAUCGACUGCAACUGUAACUGGUCCAAGUACUUUCAAACAAGGUCGAAAGCGCAUAAUGGAUGUGAUUGAUUUACUGAUUUCCAGACAAAACCAGCAACGACCAAUGGAUGAAGUUGAUCCAAACGCUUCCAAACAAAGUCAGCAACAGCCAAUGGAUCAACCCAAUCCAAGUACUUCCAAACGAAGUCGGAAACGGCCAAUCAAUGAAAUCAGGCCAAGCAUUUUUAGCCAAGCAUCUGGUUCAACUAAUGAACCCAGUCCAAGUGCUCCAAAACAAGGUCGGAAACAACCGAUUGAUCAACCCAUUCCAAGUACUUCCAGCCAAGACCAGCAACAACCAAUGGGACAAGGCGAGUCUGCCAAUAUUAGUUCAAAUCAAGUGACUGUAUUAGGCCCAAGAUAUCAGAGAAGCUUUAAUCGUAUAAAGCAAAGGCUUGUAGAGUCAAAAGAAAUACAAAAGAAAAAGCACAAAAAAUAUUGGGAUUAUGAAUUCCUUGGAUUGGAACACCAGCUAGCUCUAGAAAGGGGAGAAGAUAUAUCAGGGUCAACGUACGAUCCAGACACUGAAAAGAAAUUGAAACAAGAGUAUAGAGAUGCAGGAAAAAGAGUGUGGGAGUUAAGGCAUCAGUUGAAAAGGUUUAUGAAAAGGCGUGGUUUGGAAUUUGAAGAACCGGGUUUGGAUUUGGAUUGA